UUAAUUGUCUCUGGGCGGGUGCGCGUGGGCCCCAGUCCCAAGAUGGCGGCCACCCGCUACCGACGGUUUCUGAAGCUCUGCGAGGAGUGGCCGGUGGAGGAGACCAAGCGGGGCCGGGACCUGGGCGCCUUCCUGCGGCAGCGGGUGGCCCAGGCCUUCCGGGAGGGGGAGAGCACCCAGAUUGCUGACCCUGCAAACUGUGACCAAAUGUAUGAGAGUUUAGUCAGAAUCCACACCAAUUUCUAUAAAAACAAGUAUCCACGCCUGAAAGAUACGAGCUUCACUGGUGUGACAGUGGAAGAAUGCAAGCUGGUCCUAGCAACAGACAGCGGGAAACAGAUGGAGGAAAUGAAAAAAGGUAAAUGGAAAAAACUGCGAGAGAAGUUCUCUACCAAGAAUGCUGAAGAGGACUCAAAGUUAUAACCUCUCUCCCCAGCUGCCCUCUGUACAUAUUCCUAAAGCACUGUAUAUUGCCAUGAUGAAUAAAGCCAUUCAUUCCUCUUA
Gopherus evgoodei (Goodes thornscrub tortoise) is the source of this 504-nucleotide messenger RNA. RefSeq names its product ubiquinol-cytochrome-c reductase complex assembly factor 2. Gene Ontology annotation, biological process: mitochondrial respiratory chain complex III assembly. Lineage: Eukaryota; Metazoa; Chordata; Testudines; Testudinidae. The record is from RefSeq and is a predicted model, not a curated record. Gene Ontology annotation, cellular component: mitochondrial matrix. The coding region runs from base 43 to 423 and encodes 126 amino acids. The transcript has 4 exons.